This is a messenger RNA of Drosophila willistoni, 4461 nucleotides long. RefSeq names its product protein timeless homolog (gene timeout). The record is from RefSeq and is a predicted model, not a curated record. Bases 108 to 4394 code for a protein of 1428 amino acids. Lineage: Eukaryota; Metazoa; Arthropoda; Insecta; Diptera; Drosophilidae. The transcript is spliced from 18 exons. Gene Ontology annotation, biological process: DNA replication checkpoint signaling; replication fork arrest; DNA repair. Gene Ontology annotation, molecular function: DNA binding. Gene Ontology annotation, cellular component: replication fork protection complex.
CGCGCAAAUGUGGUAAACAUUCAUUUUAGUUUUUUUUUCUUGCAAUUCUUUUAGUAGGUUAUUAAGAGACAUUAGAAGUACAUAUUAAAAUUUAAGCCGGAUUCAAAAUGUCCGUGUUACUGGCGGAUAUUGAUGCCACCUGCGCUGCUCUCGGCUAUAGCGAUGGCCAACGUUAUCAAGCUGAACCUGAUGCCGUUGAAGGAUUGAAGCAUUUGAUAUGGAUUCUACGACGUGAUCUGGAUAACCAUGAGUAUCGCCGACACUUGGGACGUUCCAAGGUUCUGCAAACGGAUUUGAUCUACAUGCUCGCAGAUUACGCCCAACACGAAGAGUUGUCCGACCUUUUGAUACGUCUAUUGGUCAUUUUGACCAAUCCAACGCUAUUGCUAUACCGCGAAGGGCCUCCCAAUGACAAUCAUGGGCGCAAGGUGUUUAUGGAGCUUAUCGAUAUACUACAGGGUUACAAGGCGGCUUUUGCCAGGGACAAAAUCUGGACGGCCUUGUUUGAAAAACUCAAGCAGGCCUUGGAAGUUUCCUUUGCUGUACGCAGUGAAGAGCAAAAUUUACUGAUUGAACGGCUUUUGGUUUUGGUUCGUAAUGUUUUGCAAGUGCCAGCCAAUCCCGAAGCUGAAUGUCGGGCAGACAAUGAUGCCAGUCUCCAUGAUCAGGUUAUAUGGGCUCUACAUCAAACUGGAAUGCUGGAUUUGGUGCUCUUUGUCAUAUCUUCACCGGAUGAAUCUCAAUUCCAUUUGCAUGGCCUGGAGAUAAUUUGUUUGCUAUAUCGGGAGCAGAGUGCCGAAUCCCUGGCUGAUGCCUCUAUGCAACGCAGUGUGAGUGAAAAGCAAAGGGAUCAGCAAGAACUCUUAGCUGCUCGUCGUCGAGAGCGGUCGAAACGUCAGGCACGUCCGCCGCCUGGGCGACAUUCCCGUUUUGGUGGCACUUAUGUGAUACGCAAUAUGAAAUCUGUUUCCGAUCGUGAUGUCAUUUGCCAUCAACCUCUCGAACGUGUCUCUGCAAUUGAUUUCGAUCGCGAGAAGCAGCAACAAAAACGCUCACAUCGCCACAUCAAAGAGGAGGCUCAGGUGACGCGAAGAAGCGCAUUCACUGUGAGAUUGUGCUUGCGCGAGUAUUGCAUCGAAGUGCUGCGCUCCGCUUACAACACAUUGGUAAGACAGGUGCGUCGUGUGCUGGAACGUAACGCUGGCUCGACAAGUCAUGAUGACUCCUAUCUAUUGUGGGCCAUACGAUUUUUCAUGGAGUUCAAUCGUUUGAGUGGUCUACAAUUGCAACUAGUCAGUGAAUCGUUGAGCGUGCAAUGCUUCCACUGGGUAUUAACGCGCAUGCAACAUGACAUGGACAUGAUUGUGACCGACAAGAAGCAGGCGCGUCUUUGGGCCAAACGACUGCAUGUGGCCCUUUUGACAUUCCGGGAAUUGCUGCAAAGCCUGCUGGGACUGCAAAAGCUUAAGGAUGACAAUAAUGCUCGAGCCCUUUUUGAUAUGUUAUUAAACAAUGUGUGCUAUGUGCUGGAGUAUCGGGAGACAAUAUUGCAUUUGCUAAUGAACUACAAUGAGGCGCACAGCACAAAAGUCUUUCUACGCGAUGUGGUUGAAACGGCCAAUGUUUUCAUUAAAAUGAUGGAGCGCUUUUGCCAGGAUUCGGUCCUUGUUCAGGAAAAGAGAAGAGGUGGCGGCAAACGGGCUGGCAAUGGCAAGAAGAAACAGCAAGCAGCCAAGUCCAAUAAACGGUCGACAGUGCAGCCAACAGAGGAAGAAUUGUCUAACAAAUGGGCUGAGCUGGCUACGGAAGUUUGCGCAUUGCUAUCCACUGACCUGGAGUUGCCAGAGCAUGAGCAGCCCAUACCAUUCGAUGCCGCUGCCGAGAAGUCCAUCGAUGAUCAGCGAGAAGAUUGCAUGAUUCGCAUAAAUAAAUUGCUCCGCAUGGAGAAACUGGAAGAGGCUAUUGCCUUACUUCGUGCUGCCAGGGAGGUCUGGCCGGAGAACGACGUGUUCGGUGCAAUUUCCGCUGCACCGGAAGAUGAGCUGCUGUUGUUGCGUGAGAUUUUCAUGCACAAUAUUACAACAGUUGAGACACAAGAGCAAGAGGACAACGAGGCGGAGAACGAGGAUGGUGAUGAUGAUGAUGAGAUGGAAAAUGAGGAAUUUGGCGAAACGCAGGAUAAUGGAAUGACCGAGAAAACGUUCAAAUUUGAUGAUUUCGCUCGCAGAUUGUUGCAUCCGAAAAUUGUGCGUGCCUGCACAGUGGUUCUAACCGAUUGGACACAAAUACCCACAAAGGCUCUGAAGGCUGCCGUAACUAUAUUGCAUCGCAUUGCCUAUGGAUGCUCGUGCCCAGGGAUGCUCUAUCAGGCAAAGCUGUUUCGCAUCUUUCAACAAGUCUUCAGCGUGGAACGUGACGCCCAUCAGGAAGAGCUACGACGUCUGGCCAUCUAUGUUGUGCGCAAAUUUGUCGAGGUGGCACCGACUAAUCCCAAAAUCUAUGCAGAGUUAUUAUUUUACAAAAGCAUCAGGGAGGCAAAUGAGCUAGAGACAGGCUAUUGUGAUGCCUAUGAAGCCGGCACCAAGGGCACGUGGACCGAGGCACAGGAAACAGAACUGCGUUUUCUGUUCGAAGAGAAUCAACGAAAUCCUGAAACAGAUAAGGAUGUGAUUGAUUGGAUUCUGGACAACUUGGUCGACAAGACACGCACGCGACGAGGUGUCCUGAAGAAGCUUAAAGAUUUGGGCCUGCAAUUUAAGGGUCCCACGAAACGGUCAACAAAAGCCACCAUGGCUGGCAAAAAUCUUUGGCAACCGGAAGAGGAUGAAGAGCUAACCAGCUUAUAUGAGCAGCAUCGCACGCAGGAGGAUUGCCUUCAGCGACUGAUCCAUGAGUUUGAAGAUCGUCGCACUAAACAGGAGAUUAUCAAGCGAAUGCUUCAGCUCCAUUUGAUAGCAGACAAAUCGGAGAUUAUGCCUGCAAAGGGGCGAGGCAAGGCUAAAUCAAAGAAACAAAAGCAGCAGGCAAAUAACGAAAGCGAAAGCGACGAUGACAACGAGGACAUGGAGGAGCCAAUGUUUUCAAAUGCUGGAAGCAGAAAACCCGUCAAAGCCAAGCCAAAGUCACGUAAGGUGAUACGUACACCGCUGGAUGCGGGCACAGUUAGAGCUCUAAUCGGCCAGGUAGAUGAGGAGAAGUAUCAGACGGCAAUUGAAUGGCUGAAAGAAUGUCUGGACGAUGUUAGCGAGGACACAGAUGAGCCUGCCGAGGAUGAUGAUGGAGUGCCGUUGCUGCCCCUGCUUGAGGCUCAAAAAGAGGCCAUGGAUGAUGGCAAUUUUCAGAAGGUCCUUGUUGCUCUUGGCAUGCAGCCGCCCAUUGUGGGCAUGGAGAACUAUUGGCGUAUCCCCACCUAUUUAAAUGCAGCUGAUCUGAAGUUGAGAGCACAAAUUCUGGCUGGCGAGGAGAUAGAAAUAACGGAAACGGAGACACACGAUGAUGUCGAAGAGGAGGAGGUGGAGGAGGGAGAAGAAGAGGACUAUCUGGAUAAGCGGAGCAGACAACGGCAGCAGGCCGAGGCUGACAAUAUUGCAGCUCAACAGCAACGUAAAUUGGAUAGUCUGAUGUUUAGCAAAAGCGACGAUGAAAUAGAGCAACGAGCUCCACCCAAAGGCGUCGGCAAGCCUAAGCGACAGCGCAAGAACAAAGCCAAGAAAUCAAUUUCACCGGAGGAUGAGCAGGAAGUCGAUGAAAUUGCCCGCAAAUUGGCACGCAAAAGACAGCCCGAUGUGUCCAGUGAGGAUGAGGAUGAGAAUGAGAAUGAUACAGACAAGAAGAAGAACCAGCCAACAAAACCCAACACGGAUGAUUUAUUUGAACAAUUGAAAGCCAAACGCGCCACUAAAAUGAAGCUGACCGAUAUGGUUCUAAAUGAGUCAACAAAGGCAACCAUUCAAAAUCAGAAGGAGGAGGAGGAAGCGGAGGAGGAGCCAGAGCAGGAUGAUGCAUUUAACUUUAACUCGGAGGACUACCGUGCACGACUUCUAGAACUCGAAGAGGAAGAAGAGCAACAGGAACAUAACAAGGAGAACAACACCAUCAAGUCCUCAGCCAAGUCCUUGCAGCGCACACGUCGCGUUAAUGUAAUUGACUCGGAUAGCGACAACGAUGAUGGUGAUGAUGAUGCUGCUGGUGGCGCCCAGCCCAGCCCCGUUGACAAGGCAAACAAACGCCCACGCAGUGACAACGACCAGACAGAUGACAAAGAGGACAGCAGCGAGGAUGCAAACUUUUUGGCUCGCAAAAAGCCAGCCAAGGUAAAUGCCGCCAAUGGUGAGCCGCCUAAACGGCGUCGUGUGGCCGUCAUCGAUGAUGAUGAUGAUGAUAAUGAUUUUUAAUGGCUGUCUUGUAACAUUUGAUUUUAUACAAAUUACUAAUUAAAUAAAUGGAAAUUUUGUCUCAAUA